Micropterus salmoides (largemouth bass) is the source of this 3514-nucleotide messenger RNA. RefSeq names its product finTRIM family, member 14-like (gene ftr14l). The record is from RefSeq and is a predicted model, not a curated record. Bases 1326 to 3035 code for a protein of 569 amino acids. The transcript is spliced from 6 exons. NCBI's taxonomy places the organism in Eukaryota, Metazoa, Chordata, Actinopteri, Centrarchiformes, Centrarchidae. Gene Ontology annotation, molecular function: zinc ion binding; protein binding.
AAUUCAGGUGGCAGAUGACAAUUCAAAAUAGAAUGCAAUAUAUUGCAGUAAUUAGUAGCUUGUGUUUUACUGGCUAAAGUUACUUUUUCCAUAUUAACAUUGCAUUCUAUGUUUUGUCAUUGUGCAAAUAAAACUUUUGCACUUUCAUUUGUUAUUUAAAAUUUCUUGUUGCAAGCUAAGCGUACAUGUCUAACAAAUGCUUCCAAAAAGUGGUGGGAACAAAAUCAGCUGUUUAAAAGAAUGGUGGGAACAUGUCCCCAAUGACACCUAUGGCUCCAUCACUGCUGGUCAAAGAUUCUCUAAGUCUUCAAAAGAUAUUCCCUCAUUUUGAUUGUGUUGGUGGAGAAUAACUCUUUUCUCAGUUAGGUUGAGUUGAUUUUAAGGCAAUGUAGAAUGUGAUAAUUGUCAAAGCUUAUGGAUCUUGAAAUAUAACAGCAAUAUUAUUCUUUGUAGGUUUUACAAAGAGCUUUGAUGAGGAUUAUCAACUAGACACAAUUAGCAGUAAUAAGGAUGAGGUUCUAGACACAGUCCUUUUAUAUACAGUAUGCUGGAUGUUUGAGGGUAUGUAGUAGUAAGGGAUUAGUCCCACAAGAUGAUGCUGUUUUACUAUUGUCAGUUUGAUGAAUGCCCUGAUUGUUUGGGCAGCAUGUAUUGUACAUAUCAUGGGAAUGAGUCCAAAGGUAGACAUAACACAAAUGUGAUCUUGAAACAAACAAAACAAAUUGAAGGCCAUUCCUUAACAUUGUAGAUCAAAUCAAUGUGAGAAAUUCCCAAGGCUAAUGCUUUUUGAAGGCCACAGUUUUAGGUGAGUCUCGUACUUUGAACACUUGGAAACAUAUAAACACUCAGAUAUUGCUAUCUCUAUCCUCAAAGUCGAAAUCUAAAUCUAUAUAAAUUUUCAUUUUCAUUUUACAGAUAAAAAAGGGUUUUAUAUUGAAUUAAUAAACACUCAUUUUUAAUUCAGGUUCUUUCAACUUUUCCUCUCCUCUCCUUUGUCUCAACCUUCUUUGUUUCAGGCAGCAUAUUUGUAGUAACACCCAUUUCCUCACUAUUAAACACCCAACCAGGAAUACUGGUUUUACAUUGAGAGUAAACCACAUAGCUAACAUUCUGUCCCACACACCGUCAGUCACCCAGUUUCACUGGAGCUGUUUCAGGAACUCAUUUUCUCUGUGGAUACAUCGUCCUGCUCACUUUUUGUUGAGGCUUUUCUUUAGCUGUUGAUCUCAACCCAUUUUAGUGACAGGUUAACGCUUCGUUGCUGAGCUAAAUCACCUCUGGGUUUUAAUUUUGCUGGACCUCUUAUUAUUUAGCUCCUGGUAAAAAUGUCCCAGCCUAACUCUCUGGAUUUAGACAGAUACAACAGCACAGAGAGAUCUCGUCGCUCUACCAGUCGUAGCCAGUCCAGGGGGCCCAGGGCCCAGGCCAAGUAUGGGGAUGUCCUGUGUGACUUCUGCACAACAAGUAAGCAGAAGGCAGAGAAGUCGUGCUUGGUGUGCCUGGCAUCCUACUGCGAGACCCACAUCCUGUCUCACUAUGAGUACCCCGCCAUGAUGAAGCACAAACUGGUCAAAGCAACAGGUCAGAUGAGAGAGAAGAUCUGUGCACAGCAUGACAAGCUGCUGGAAGCUUUUUGUCGCACGGAUGAGACAUCAGUGUGUGUUCUGUGCAUGAUGGACGAACACAAACACCACGACAUCGUCCCGGCUGGAACUGAGAGGACCGAGAAACAAAAACAACUUGGUACCACGCUGCACAAGUCUCAACAGAGGAUUGACCAGAGGGUAAAAAAAUGGCAGGAUCUCCGACAAGCUGUUGAAUCAGUUAAACACUCAGCUCUGACGGUACUAGAGGAGAACGAACGCAUCUUCACUGAGCUUCUGCUUUCCAUAGAGAGGAAACACAAUGAAGUCAAGGAGAUGAUCCGUUCCCACGAAAAGACCACCGUGACACGGGCAGAGAUACUGCUCAACCGCUUGGAGGAAGAGAUCACUCUGCUGAGGAAGAGACACACUGACCUGGAGAAGCUCUCACAUACUGAUGAUCACAUACACUUUCUACAGAGCUGGCAGUCCCUGUCAGGCCCCUCAGGAUAUGAAGACCUCAACAACAUCAGCGUUGCUCCCAAUUACUCCUUUGAUGCCACCAAGAGAGCCAUUGCUUCACUGAAAUUACAAGUAGAGGAAGUUAGCAAAACAGAAAUGAGCAAAAUCAUAGGAGCAGGUGAACAAAUUUGUCUUUCUAACUCUCACAUGGCGUUGAUGUCUCUCUGUAGAGGGGUUCCCAUCAGGAGCGGUGUUUUAGGUUGCUGUCGCUUUGACAAAGCUUAUGCGGCCAUGUGUUUUCUUAACUGUCUCUUCAUAGUGAAGGAAGUCUACGUCACGCAAGAAGGUGAGACAAAGACGAGGAGAGAGUCAAUUUUGAGGGAAGCACCAAAGACAAGAAAAGAAUCAAAGACAUGGGAAGAAUCAAAGACAUGGGAAGAACCGAAGACAAGAGAAGAUUUCAUGAAGUACUCCUGCCAGUUGAUUCUGGAUGUCAACACUGUCCACCCAAACCUUCACCUCUCUGAGGGUAACCGAACAGCUACGAUGAAGAGUGAGCCUAAGAACUACCCUGAUCACCCAGACCGAUUUGACCACUGGCAGCAGGUGUUGUGCAGAGAGAGCGUGACUGGGGCUCGUUGUUACUGGGAGGUGGACUGGAGGGGAACAGAGGUGGACGUGGCUGUUACCUACAGGGGAAUCCGUCGUAAAGGAAAUGGCAAUGAAUGCAGCCUGGGCUGGAACGACAAGUCGUGGAGUCUGUACUGCUCUGAUUCCAAAUUCUCCUUUGUGCACAAUAAUAAGAGCAAAGAUAUUGCAGCUCCAAUCUCAUCACGUAUUGGCGUCUACGUGGAUCAUGCUGCAGGAACACUUGCAUUUUACAGUGUCUUGGAUGGCAUGAAGCUUCUGCACAGAGUCCAGACAACAUUCACAGAGCCCCUCUACCCUGCGUUCAGUGUGUGGGGCUUUGGUACUAGUAUAAGACUUUAGAAGAAUAAUGUUAGUAAUUUGCAUCAAAGUUACUCAAUAUUUUCAAUAAAGAUGUAAAAUUUGAAUUGCUCGUUUUUCUUUACCAUUUGCUAAAGGUUUUUUUCCCUAAUGUAUGAUUGUAUGUGUGUUUUAAACAAUUCAAUUGAGCUGUUUUUGUUAUUUUGGUCACUGAUUGUUGUUUUAGGGCACUCUAUCUGAAGAGAUGAUAACAAAAUGUGUCAGUUUUAAGUAGGAUAAAUAUGCAAUACUUGAUAAUCAUGUUAUUUUCUCGAUGUCUCACAUCUUUUUUUCUGUUAUUGUUAAAGCAUGUCACAUAGGUUACUGGUUUGUUAUAAAUGCUAUCUGUGAAAUAAAAUCACUGUUUCUAAAACCCCCAAAGAAUCACUGAUUUAUCUGGCACAUAAAAAAUGGAUUUGCACAAGACAGCUUUCACAGAUCCUGUUAAAAAUAAACCACAUUAUGUGCAGAGUGGCUCAACA